CCAACAUUUUAGAUGGGAAAUGCUUCAGACACAUCCGCUGUGUUUUCCUCCACCAUCUCCAAGGAGCAUGACAUCCUCAUGGGUUCACUCUACAGCAUAUUCUGUAUAUUGUCCCUCAUGGGCAACUGCAUUCUGCUACUUGUUGCAUAUCACAAGCGGUCGACCUUGAAGCCAGCAGAGUUCUUCAUCAUCAAUCUCUCCAUCAGUGACCUUGGGAUGACACUCUCUUUAUUCCCACUGGCAAUACCAUCAGCUUUUUCACACAGGUGGCUGUUUGGAGAAAUCACCUGUCAGCUCUAUGCUAUGUGUGGAGUACUGUUUGGUCUGUGCAGCUUGACCAACCUCACAGCCCUCUCCUUAGUCUGCUGCCUUAAAGUCUGCUUCCCUAACCAUGGUAACAAGUUCUCCUCGUCACAUGCCCGCCUCCUGGUGGUUGGAGUGUGGUGUUACGCAUCUGUGUUUGCUGUAGGGCCCUUGGCACAGUGGGGACAUUACAGUGCUGAACCUUACGGCACAGCCUGCUGCAUUGACUGGCAUGCACCCAACCACGAGCUUUCAGCUUUGUCUUACAUUGUCUGCCUUUUCGUCUUUUGUUAUGCACUGCCCUGCACCGUCAUCUUCCUCUCCUACACUUUCAUUCUGCUGACAGUGCGGGGGUCACGUCAGGCCGUCCAGCAGCAUGUGUCACCACAGACCAAGACCACCAAUGCACACACUCUCAUUGUCAAGCUGUCAGUAGCAGUAUGUAUAGGCUUCCUGGGCGCCUGGACCCCCUAUGCUGCUGUGGCCAUGUGGGCUGCUUUCGGAGACGCUACACAAGUUCCUCCCGCUGCCUUCGCCCUGGCUGCUGUGUUUGCCAAGUCUUCCACCAUCUACAACCCUGUGGUCUACCUGCUCUGUAAGCCCAACUUUCGCGAGUGUCUCUACAGAGACACGUCUAUGUUACGACAGAGGAUCUACAGGGGAAGUCCACAGUCAGAUCCGAAAGAACGUUUCGGAUGCAACUCACAUCGCAAUAAGGACACAAGCGUCUCCAUACGCUUCUCAAGUGGACAGCCGGAGAGCUACGGGGCGUGUCUGAACUGCACUGAGAAUGCAGCACUAUGUCACGUGACCCCGGCCCAAAGGACUGCCUGCAUCCUGACUGGAUCCACCUACAGAGAGGUGACAGUUAGUCAGCUCUCAUCCAAACCACAGGCUGAUUUCCUCUAG
Messenger RNA from Toxotes jaculatrix (banded archerfish), 1212 nucleotides. It is a transcript of the gene opn7d, whose product is annotated as opsin 7, group member d. Gene Ontology annotation, biological process: G protein-coupled receptor signaling pathway; visual perception. Gene Ontology annotation, molecular function: G protein-coupled receptor activity. The record is from RefSeq and is a predicted model, not a curated record. Gene Ontology annotation, cellular component: membrane. The transcript has 5 exons. The coding region runs from base 13 to 1212 and encodes 399 amino acids. NCBI's taxonomy places the organism in Eukaryota, Metazoa, Chordata, Actinopteri, Toxotidae.